CGGAGCGGAUCGGAGCUGGGAGGAGUUCUACUUGGGGGACAUUACAGUCCCCCAAAAGGGGCGUUUGUUUUCGGGAACAGGAAAGCAACUACAUCAACAACAACGAGAUGGAGGCGCGGGCAGAAUCGUACCCAAAUUCAUCUUCAGCUUCAAGCGACGCAGGACCGCUAGUUCAAGUUUCAUUUCAGAAGGAUCCAAACCGAAAACGGAAGUAUCUGGAGUCAGAACCCAAAGCACUCGGGUGCACUCAGAUUGUACUCGCAAUCUUCCUGGUGAACGCCGGUUUCCUCAAUGGGACAACUUGGUUGAGUGUAAUGGAAAUCCUAAAUGGAAUCUUUCCCAUUAUUGCUGGAAGUGUGGCCAUUGCAGCACAGAAUCUUUCACUACCAGCACUUAGGGGCUGUUUGGGACUGCAGAUUUUCACCAGCAUAGCCUGUGGAAUCACCUUCCUGUGUAGGCUUACCCAGCUAGAAGACAUGCAUUAUUAUGAGUGCCGUUUUAUGUCAUACGAACUGAACGGAACGGUCCAUCACAAAGCAUGCACAAUGUUGUUGCAGGCGGAGGACCAUUAUUCUGCUGAGAUCAAAGUGGUCAUGACAGCAGUUAUCGGCAUCUCUAUCACACUGGCGGCCUACUGCUGCAAAGUCAUCCAGUGCUGUUCGCCAGCCAGUUUUACGCCUGUGAUCACUGUGAGCGCACCUCCGCCCCCCGAAGUGAGGAGAGAAGACCGAGAGGGGGAGAGCCCAAGCGAUGCAUAAGCCUGUUGCCAACGGAUGCAUUGAUUUCUUUCCAUUAGCCUACACUACACUAUUUUACAUUUUUAUACUUAUUUUUUUAUACUUUGUUUACAUCGUUUCCCCAAAAGGAAAAUGAAAAUGAAAAUGAAAACCAUAUUUUUGAGACAGUGACUUUCUCUCACUGACUUCACUUAAGCUGAUGCAAUAUAAACUACAAAAACAACAUACGGUACCUGUAAGAUUCUUGUAUUACUAAAAUUAACAUUCAGUACAUUACGUAAAUAGUAUAAGUAUAUAUACUCUUCUGAUCCCGUGAGGGAAAUCUGGUCUCUGCAUUUAUCCCAACCUGUGAAUUAGUGAAAUACACAUAGCGAGGUGAAGUACACCCUAACCCAAAGUAGUGAGUUGCCUGCUCAACAGCGGCGCUCGGGGAGCAGUAAGGGGUUAGGUGCCUUGCUUAAAGGGUCACUGCACCCUAAAAUAGGUUUUUUGAGCUGUUGAUUGAUUGAAAAUACUUAUAAGUGGUGAACUGUACUAUUACCAGGGUUAAUAUUGACAAAAAUCGUGUUUCUCGACAAAAGUAACAUUUCGUCUGAUUUUGUAUUGGAGAUAUUGCUCUCUCGCGCAUACUACCGUUUGAAAACAUGCCAUGGCAUGUUGGUCCAAAAUACUACUGGAAUGCUGACGUUGUCCUGCACUUCUAGUCCGACACUACGUCACCGGGUCGUUACAAAUUAGGACUGAAACGCUCCAACACCUGCUGCCCUGAUUAGCCUACCUGCGAUAAGCCAUGUCUGCAGCACUCAUUCCCAGAUUGACACGAAAUCACCAUUGUUGAUUGGUUGCAGCAGUGCUGCACUCUCUCUCCAAAUUUCAGAACGUCUCGCCCAUUUUCAAAGCCGUUUUCAGAAAUGUGAAGUGGGUGGAGUUAUGGGGUGAAGUGACUCUUUAAGGGCACUGCAGCCGUGGAUGUGGGCGUGGGAGAGCAACGCUCAACCACUCCCCCCGCCCACAUUUUUUCGUACUGUUCGGGGAUCGAACUGGCAACCCUACAAGCUCAAAGCCCUAACCGGCUACAAGUUCAAAGCCCUGAUCAGUAAGCCACGGCUGCCAUAUAGUAGUGGUAAUUCUGGCCUUUUAUGGUCUACCUGUCAGAGUGUGGUUACAUGCAAACAAUCAGAUUUUACACCGAACAAAUGAUUUACUUUGACUAAAAAUAAUUUAAUGUAAACAGAGUUUUCCGAUUCAACUCCAGUUUUGCACAUGCAACCACACUGUGUGUAAUCAUAUCAACAUAUUAUGUACUUUUUUAACAUUGUAAAUAAAAUCAGCUUUCAACUA
Molecule: messenger RNA, 2078 nt
Organism: Sardina pilchardus (European sardine)
Lineage: Eukaryota; Metazoa; Chordata; Actinopteri; Clupeiformes; Clupeidae
Exons: 7
Coding region: 108-758 (216 amino acids)
Source: RefSeq, a predicted model, not a curated record